AUGACUGUUUGGCGAUAAAUUCAAAUUCAUAUUAAAAAUUUCAAGAGCUAUGGCGUAGAAAAUCAAAAUCAAUCAAAAUCUUCGAUCAAUUGCCAAUAGCAUGGCGAACUAAAAAUUUAAUCAGUUAUAAUAAAAAUCAUACACGAUGCUUCUCUUGAACGAGUAUAAUAGACAAUACGACAACAUAAACCAUAUAUCCCCGAUGAAACUGGCAAGGAGUGCAUCAGACCAGAAUGUAUUCUUCGCUUACGUAUGCCUGAUCAAUGAAGUAAAACCAUCAUUAAGUGGAAAUAAUAAUGAUAAGAAUUCAAUGGACCGAGGACAAGGGAGAUCGUUACAUGUUAUGAACUCUGACGAAAUUGUUCAAGAUCAUUCAAUAAAAGUAGAGAGAACAAAAGCCCUCUAUGAACUCGUUGAAACACACAAAACUAUCUCUGAACUCGAAAUAGAGCGAAAAAUUGACGCAAGUUUUUGUGAGGAUGACAGUGAUCUUUCUGAUAGUGAAGAAUAUAAUCAAUACAUAAACCCAAAAAAACUAAAAUUGACAAAAAUGAAAUGGUUGUCUGAAGGAAGAGAAGGCUCUAUAGAUUCCAGUUCACAAUCUUUGACAACAAGUAAUUCAUCUAACUCAACUUGUAGCCGGGAGUCGGAUGACGGAAUAAAUCAUCGUCAGAGUUUCGGAGAAAAGUGUUUAUCAACAAUUCUCAAAUUAGACCGAGAACACAAUAUGUUCGGCCUAUCGAAUAUAACGAUAGUUGGAAAGAAGACAUCUAAAAAAAUACGCAAGGAAGACGUUAAACCGGCGUUUCCUCAGACAGCUAUAAUACAAAUAUGUUGCGCAAAGGGCUGCUGUAAGAACAAGAGUAAUACUGAUCUACCCGCUUCUUUAAAGUGUGGCGGAUGUCGCAGUUGCUGUUUCGACCCAUAUUGCCCAAUUUGUGUUGGGCCUUGCGACCCGCCUUGUGUUGAUCCUCCCUGCCCGUCACUUUGCAGUCAAUGUCCUAGAGGAAAAUGCAGUUGUAAGUCACUAUGUCAUACUUCCAAGUGUAGGCUCGAUUGCAACAACUGUUAUGGCUUGAAGGUAUCAUUUAAAAGGAAACCUAAGUUCGAGCCAUCCCCUCUGGAGCUAACGCCUCGAUCUAGUUGCAUUUUGCAAAAGCCUAUGGCCGCUAGGUCUUGUCACCAUUUCCCCCAAUGUCUUCCCCCCUCUUCCUGCUUUCCUUACCUGAUGCCGUGCUACUGGCCAGCACGAGCUGGAGCCCCUUGUAACCACCCAUCGCGAUGUUUCCAUAACCCACCAUGUAGAGCGCCAAGGAAGAGAAAGUAUCCAAUUCCGCCCGAAGAACAAUGUCCUUCUACUGGUAAAUGCAACGAUGAAUCGAAGAACACUAAAUGUGAGAACCAAUUUUGUCCUGGGAAUAAUCCAUCCAUGAAAACGGCAAUUGAGAGUAGAUUUGGUGGGAAAAACUGAAAAUAUAAUGGAUAAAACGCCAAAAGACCAGCACCCUUGUUCGUGUUUGGGGACAGUUGAAAUAGUUUCCUUGAAAACUAUUUAUGGUAAUACGAAGACAAACAAACAGUUACCCAAG
Molecule: messenger RNA, 1589 nt
Organism: Vanessa tameamea
Lineage: Eukaryota; Metazoa; Arthropoda; Insecta; Lepidoptera; Nymphalidae
Exons: 15
Coding region: 146-1471 (441 amino acids)
Source: RefSeq, a predicted model, not a curated record